Messenger RNA from Cyphellophora attinorum, 1416 nucleotides. RefSeq names its product Lysophosphatidylcholine acyltransferase. Gene Ontology annotation, cellular component: mitochondrial membrane. NCBI's taxonomy places the organism in Eukaryota, Fungi, Ascomycota, Eurotiomycetes, Chaetothyriales, Cyphellophoraceae. Bases 1 to 1416 code for a protein of 471 amino acids. Gene Ontology annotation, biological process: inner mitochondrial membrane organization; cardiolipin acyl-chain remodeling. Gene Ontology annotation, molecular function: 1-acylglycerophosphocholine O-acyltransferase activity. The transcript is spliced from 2 exons. The record is from RefSeq and is a predicted model, not a curated record.
AUGACAGCCUCAGAGUCUGGUGAUGCUCCUCCACAUCCAUCGACUGGCAUAGCGCCCAACCUUGAGCAGCCCAGUCUUUUCUGGCGAACGGCGAGUCAGGCCACACUACUCGGAACAGCGACACUAUGUCGUCUGUUCCUCUAUGGCCUGAAUAAGACUGAAGUGCACGGCUUCCCGGCCUUCUAUGAACUCUUGAGAUCCCGCGACGACCCUACAAAGCGGGAACGUGGACUCUUGACUGUGUCCAACCAUGUCUCGGUCAUGGACGAUCCCAUAAUAUGGGGAACACUGCCACUGUCCGGACACCGUUUCGGCGCGCCGCAAAGGAUACGAUGGGGUUUCGGCAGCCACGACAUAUGCUUCACAGCCGCCUUCCGCUCCCAAUUCUUUACACUGGGACAAGUCCUACCCACCCAUCGAUCCGCCCACUCCCAGUUUGGCGGGCCAUACCAGUACACCAUGACCGAGGCGAUCCGCCUCCUCUCGCCGAUACAGGCUCCGCUGGCGUUCAAGAGAAGUGGAAGACGAUGUCCAAUACGCCAUGUCGAUCCCUUCUCCGACCUCCCGCUCGCACCACACUACCCCUCGUACCCCGCCGACGAACGCAACUACCUCGCACCUUCCCGCUAUGCGAGCAACAAUUUUGCCUGGGUGCACAUCUUCCCGGAGGGAAUGAUACACCAGUCGGAGAACUACGACAUGCGCUAUUUCAAGUGGGGGAUUGCGAGGUUAAUUUUGGAGCCGCCAGUGUGUCCGGAUGUUGUACCGAUGUGGAUUGAGGGGACAGAUCAGGUUAUGCAUGAGAGUAGGGAGUUUCCCAGAUUCAUUCCCAGGGCGUUCAAAAGGAUUUCUGUCACGUUUGGAGCGAAGGUCGACACCGAUGCCCGGUUUGGGGACUUGAGGGCACGGUGGGAGGGCUUGGAAAGGAGGAGUAAGGGUGUCAAGGACGCCAACCCGUCGUCAACAAUUUCGUUCUUACGACCCGGCUCAGGAUCAUCGUUGUUCUCGUUCUCCUCGCUCAAAUCUCUCCUUUGGAGAAUACCUUUAACUCCUGCGGGCACCACCCUCGCCAGCAACUCGACCCAGUCUGACCGUUCAACCGAGCCAACCAGCGAGCAGGCAGAACAAAACCACCUCAACAUCGGCCUCCCUCUACCCAAUUUGGACAAGACUCCACGCCUGCAACAAGAGAUCGAAGCCCUAUGGGAGGAGACAGCUUUCCGUGUCCGCGAAGAGGUGCUGAAGCUACGUCGUGCGCGCGGCUGGCCGGACGAGGACCCGAAGGCCAGUGCCGCGGAGACUUGGGCUAGGGAGGGAAAGGUGGUGGAGGAGAGGAAAGCCAGUGGGAUCAGGAGUGGGAGGGAAGGAGGAAAGGCCAAAAGAAUGGAGGAUGGGAGCUGGGUUGGUGGUCCUUGA